This is a messenger RNA of Struthio camelus australis, 3387 nucleotides long. The record is from RefSeq and is a predicted model, not a curated record. NCBI's taxonomy places the organism in Eukaryota, Metazoa, Chordata, Aves, Struthioniformes, Struthionidae.
GGCUGCGGUAGCAGGACUAUGUCCACCAUGGUGUACCCAAGGGAGGAGAAACUGGACAAGCUGAGCCAAGAGGAGAUCAUUUCCAACACCAAGCUGGUGAUGCAGGGGCUGGAGGCACUGAAGAAUGAACACAACUCCAUCCUGCACAGCUUGCUGGAGACCAUCAAGUGCCUGAAGAAGGAUGAAGAAGCCAAUCUCGUGCAUGAGAAAUCCAACCUGCUCCGCAAGUCAGUGGAGAUGAUCGAACUGGGGCUCGGAGAAGCUCAGGUGAUGAUGGCAUUGUCCAACCAUCUGAACGCUGUGGAGUCGGAGAAGCAGAAGCUGCGCGCUCAGGUGCGGAGACUGUGCCAGGAGAACCAGUGGCUGCGUGAUGAACUCGCCAACACCCAGCAGAAGCUGCAGCGCAGUGAGCAGACCGUGGCUCAGCUGGAGGAAGAGAAGAAACACCUUGAAUUCAUGAACCAGCUGAAGAAGUAUGAUGAGGAUGUCUCUCCUUCGGAGGAGAAGGAGGGCGACUCCACCAAGGACUCUCUGGAUGAUCUGUUCCCCAAUGAGGAGGAGGAGCACGGUCCUGGAUUGCCCCACCAGCACAGCAGUGCUGUGGCUGCUGCCCAGCAGGGAGGCUAUGAGAUCCCCGCACGCUUGCGUACCCUCCACAACCUUGUCAUCCAGUACGCCUCACAGGGACGCUACGAGGUAGCCGUGCCACUCUGCAAGCAGGCACUGGAGGACCUGGAGAAGACAUCAGGUCACGAUCACCCUGAUGUGGCCACCAUGCUUAACAUCCUGGCGCUGGUGUACAGGGAUCAGAAUAAAUACAAAGAGGCAGCACACCUCCUGAAUGAUGCUCUCUCCAUCCGUGAGAAGACCCUGGGCAAAGACCAUCCAGCGGUGGCAGCAACCUUGAACAAUCUGGCUGUUCUCUAUGGCAAGAGAGGGAAGUACAAAGAAGCAGAGCCACUGUGUAAGCGAGCCCUGGAGAUCCGUGAGAAGGUCCUAGGCAAAGACCAUCCUGAUGUGGCCAAGCAGCUGAACAACCUAGCCCUGCUGUGCCAGAACCAGGGCAAGUAUGAGGAGGUGGAGUACUAUUACUGCCGAGCGCUGGAGAUCUAUGAGAGCCGCCUGGGUCCUGAUGACCCCAAUGUGGCCAAGACCAAGAACAACCUGGCCUCCUGUUACCUGAAGCAAGGCAAAUAUAAGGACGCGGAGGUGCUGUAUAAGGAGAUCCUCACCCGUGCUCAUGUGAAGGAGUUUGGCUCUGUGGAUGAUGAGCACAAGCCAAUCUGGAUGCACGCGGAAGAGAGAGAGGAGAUGAGCAAGCGAUCCCUGUAGAGCAUGCAGAUGGUGGAAGAUGACAGAUGGCAGUGCCACAGGGCCUUGGCACUCUGUCUCAAAGAGCUGCUAGUACUCGGAGCACAGCCUGCUCCUGAAGCAACUCUAAGGCUGCCUGGGAAAAAGAUGGGCUAAGAAGACACUGCUGCCAUCACCUUGCUUGGGAAACAGAGCCAAACCUCCUGAAACCCAGCUCCGGUCACAGCAGGCCUUAGCUGCACCGUGUCCUAGCUGGUCUCUGAACAAGGGCAGACAUGCAUUGCACUUGCCUUGACCUUGGCCAAGAGACAGAGCAGCUAUUGCUCCUGUUGCCCCAGCACUGCUCUGUGCCACAGCUGAUAAAUGCAGCUGUGUCCUGCCUCUGCUUUUCUCAAGACCUUAGCGGGUUUUUUGCCAGGAAAGUGAAGAAGCAGGAUGAAGGUCUCCAGGCUAUCUCUAGCUGCAAUGGGAGCAGACACUGGCUCUCUCCUUUCCCUUUGCCCUCUGAGCAGGCCCCAUCCCUGCGUGGGCUUCAGCCAGCAGGCUCACAGGCGUGGCUUAGACUUUUAUCACUCCCAUCCUGUGAGCUCUAAGAGCAGGGUCCUGGCAGGUGCCUCCUGCCAGUGUCCUGCAUCCUCCCACCGAACUGCUCUGUGGGAUCCCAAGCACAGGGCUUUUGCAGGCUCAGCUCUGCACUGCCCUGCUCUGGCUGCUGCCCUGCAAAGACUCUACUGCAAAGAAAUUGCACUGCUUCCUGCUAUGGCACCAUCCUACACAGGGGAAAUCAAAGACUGAGUAGGGACCAGGCUCCCCUUGCCCUCUCUGGGGUUGAGAUGCUUCUUAUGGUAUCUUUGGAGAAGUGGGAGGUCGAAUGUAGGCAUUUGCAAUGUGGAGCUGUGCUCCAGCUAGCUGGCUUUGCUGCAGGGAUGAGAGAAUGGGCUGCCUUUGGGGGAGACUUGGGAUAGAAGGGGAGAGGACCUAGGAAUGAUCCAUUGGGCCUGGUUGGGGCGUUAGUUUUAGGAGGAGACAGUGUUUCUUGCCAAGGGUGAGAUUCAUUUUGUAGCCUGGGGAAAGGCUGAGACUCUUCUCGUAUCCCUGGGCCUGCUGCCUCUGGGACUGCUGCCUCCCAGGCAGCGGUGCCCAGAUGCCAGAGUUUGCCUAGUCCUCCCAGCCGGGCAGCAGUGACUGUAGACCUGCUUGUGCCUGGUGCUUCUGCUCUCUGCCUUGUGCUGCAUUUCCACAUCUCCUAUUAAAAAAUAUCAAAUCCCUCUUUGGAGAGCUUCACUUCUUUUUCCCUCACCCCUCCCUUUCCCCUCUGUUCUCAGUGGCAGCAGGGGGAGGCUGGUUUUCCUGCCUGUGCCAGGGCCUUGGGCACAGCUGACAGCCCCAGGCAUUUAACGCCUUUCCCCCUGGGUUCAGUGGCCAGUUCGUGGAUACCUAUAUGUAAAGUGUUGUGGUGUUUUGAAUCUUGGGCUCUCUUGUCCCUUAGAGCUGCCCAAGCCAUGCAGACUUUGGGGCAAGGAAACCCAAAUGUACUGUAUGGCUCGGGGAAUCUCCAGCACGUGGGCUGGAGCUCCUAGGAGCGCUGUGGGGCUGAGCAGGAAAAAAGGCCCCUAGGAGGACUGUUCCUUCAGGGGCUAGAGCCCUUGCUCGAAGGAAGGGAAACCCCUGCUGCAGAGCCUUGGUCCUUGGUGAGAGCAGCUCUGCUGUGCUUGGAGCUGAGCUGGGCACUGCCUGCCCAGACUGUGUGUCCUGUGGGUGCAGACUCGGGGGCAUGGGCGCACAGUGUGUGGGCAGGCAACCCCACUCCUACAGCAGCAGUGACUCCUGCCUGCAGGCACCAUGGCUCACACUGACCCAGGCAGUGCUGGCCAGGAGCCAGCGUCCUGCACGUCGGCUCAUCCCAGCCCUAGCUUUCUUCUUGGGCAUCAACGUCUGGCCAGCAGCCUCUUUGCUCCUGGCCGGGGGUGGCGGGGGGAAGCAGCUGGCCAGCUUUGGAGUGCAAAGGCUGAGGGUGGUGAGAGGACAGCUUAGUGGGACAGAGUUGCUGUGGGCACACCUGACCCCGCAGGCAGA